Messenger RNA from Penicillium cosmopolitanum, 399 nucleotides. RefSeq lists its product as uncharacterized. The transcript is spliced from 2 exons. Bases 1 to 399 code for a protein of 132 amino acids. The record is from RefSeq and is a predicted model, not a curated record. NCBI's taxonomy places the organism in Eukaryota, Fungi, Ascomycota, Eurotiomycetes, Eurotiales, Aspergillaceae.
AUGGAUCCCAAUCCCACCAGAGUUGUUAUUUAUUCUUGUGUCACCGAUAUUGACGGCUGUCCUCAGCGAUGCCACGUCAAAAUUGCGGAAAGCUUCUGUGAAAAUAUCCUAAAUCGUGCAUUCAAUAAUAUACUUGACCCAGACGGCUACGACCAUGUCCAUAUUCCCGCUGAUUUUGACUCUCCGCAGCCUAUCAAAACAUGGUUUAUUCUUAGCUUGGAUGUUACCCAACCACUCAAGAAGGAGGAUGUUUGCAACUUCCCCAUCAGGUUCUUUAUCCUUCGCGAGUCAUGGGUUGAAAAAGCGAAGUCCAGAACCAUCUCAUAUCAUUGGGGAGGUAAACAGGAGCAAAAAAUUGUUGAAGAUAUGCGAAAAGAGCUCAAUGAUGGGAAGGAGUGA